AUGCCUCUACAAGUCAUCCGGGCGGUCGACAACCUUGAGCGCUAUAGCAUUGCUAGGUCAAAUGUCAACAUUUACCACAAUGUUGCCGUCGGCAACAGAAUUCAAUUAGUCCAUUCAUCCUUUGUGCAUGAUGUCAUCACUGCAAGUCUUCAUGAAUGGGUGCAGCUACUUUUGACUCCUGUCACACAACUUAUUGAGUCGCAUCCUUCACUUUCAGCUGUCUUGAGUGAUUAUUUAACAGCCAAGCCCGUAUUCAUGCGUCUCGAGACAAUCAAUCUCCUACAAUUGGUCCGGAUUGUCCCUGUGUCUCUCAAGGAGGCUGUGCAGAUUGCACAGAUCCUAGAAGAGGAACACAAUAUCCCCUUUGAUCUUUCAGAUCAAACUUCCCCAUUAUGGCGACUGGUGAUCGCUCCUAUCGAGAAAUCAUCAUCGUCGUCUUCAUUUUAUCUGCUCUUUGUGUUCCAUCAUGUCAUAGCCGAUGGACGGUCUGCGAUGACUGUGACAGAGCAAUUAAUACAACAUCUUAAUACACAAGCCCAAGGUCGGCAGGCAUAUCCACGUGCCAGUGCUGAUGGAUCGAACCUCAAUCGCUUCAACAUCCCAAUCAGGCACACUAAUCCUAUUCCACUUUCGAUCGAAUCUCGCGUUAACUGCUAUCCUUCUCUCUGGACCUUGAUCACGGAAGCCUCGAGAGCACUACUGCUUCCAGGGUCGGUGAAGAAGAUAUUGGAAACUAAAUACUGGGCUGGAGAGAUUGAUAGCACACUGGAGGAGCCAAAUGUGACAGAAAUGGUAUUAUUACAAUUCACACAAUCAGAAACAAGUCGAGUGAUCCAAGCAGCCAAACGAAGCAAGACCACGGUCCAGUCGAUUCUGUUCUCGGGAGCUGUGUUUGCAACAAAAAACGUAUUCAUGACCGGUCAGCAAAAGCAUUAUAAUGAAAAUUACGACCGAAGUGGAAAGAGCGAGGAGGCAAUUGUGUUUGCGACGCCUGUGUCUCUCCGUGACUUGAUUCCAAUCCCAAUUCCUUCAGAAGACUUGGGGAAUUAUACGUCCGAGAUCUUGCACAAUAACAUCCGGAUCCAUGAAGAAUCUGAGUUUUGGGAGACGAGCCGGGUAUAUCGUGAACAAGUAAUUCGAGGAACAAGGACUAAAAAGGGGUUACAGGAUUUAUUGGAACACUUUGGGAUGUUGAGUCUGCUACCUAAGAGUGAUGGUGCAUGGGAGGCGUUCAUGGCGAGUAAAGUAUAUAAGGACCAACAUGGACGGAAGGCCUCCGUCAAGUUGUCGAACCUAGGGCGCGGUUGGACUCGGUCUAUUCCAAGUGAUGAAGAUGGGAGAGGAGACCAAGCGGAUGGAAAUGGUGGCACUCUUAAUAGCGGUAAGAACGGAGUAAGAUCCGAUACUCAAAUGUUCAGUAUCAAAGACGCGAUCUUCUCGCAGUCGUCGGGUGUCACAGCUUCAGCACUGACCAUGAAUGUGGCAACGGCCAAUAAUAUCAUGACUGUAACUACAACAUGGCAGAAAGCAGGUUUCAAGGGUAGAGCCCGUGGCGAGUUGUUUGUUAGCGAGUUUAAACGUAUUUUAUUUGAAGCAAUUGAGACUAUGGAGAAAGGAAAAGAACACUACUUUUUCAUGGAUGCAGUAAGAAAUGAUAAGUGAGAGGGAGAAGAAGCGGCAUAAAUAUCUCCGCGAUAGCCU
Messenger RNA from Lobosporangium transversale, 1701 nucleotides. Its product is annotated as alcohol acetyltransferase-domain-containing protein. Bases 1 to 1662 code for a protein of 553 amino acids. The transcript has a single exon. The record is from RefSeq and is a predicted model, not a curated record. Lineage: Eukaryota; Fungi; Mortierellomycota; Mortierellomycetes; Mortierellales; Mortierellaceae.